GAAAACGGCUCAGGACAGCGGGAAAUGAAGAGAGGAGCGGCAGGAGUUUCCUCGUUUCGAAUGACACAACUUUACGUGUUAACCGUGCCCGAGUGAGCCCUCUCCGCACCGUAGACGAUCUUGGAGCUCACCUGUCGCUAGGAUACUUUGCCCUCCUCCGCUGUCACGCCAUUGGAUGAUGAGUGAUGGGGGGAAGUGCCGCUCCGCCGCAACUUUGUUACCUUCGUUUAGAAAACUACACAAAGUCCGAAACUGAGGGGAAUCGUGUUAUUUAGAGUUUUCUAGGUGGUUUGUUGUUUUUAAAAAAAGUGACUUUAGUGAUUUCCAGCCGCGAACCGAUGAUGGAGUUCGGCGAGGAGUCGUCGCCCGCCCUGGCCUUUGAGAAGGACGCCUUUGAGCUCACCGUCGAGGAUGUCUAUGACAUUUCCUACGUGAUCGGCCGAGACUUGUUAAAAAUCAGCAGCGCCGGCGAAGAGGUGUCCGACCUGCAGUUCAGGAUAGUGCGGGUCCUGGAGAUGUUCGAGACCCUGGUGAACAAGUACAAUCUGUCCGUGGAGGAGCUGAGAAUGGAGCGGGACAACCUGAAGGCAGAGCUGGACAGGCUCCUCGGGGAGGGCUCUUCCUCCUCCGGACACAGCGCGCGGGAAGCGGGGGCAAAUCAGCUGGUGGUGGACCUGAACGACCCCAACAGACCGCGCUUCACCAUGCAGGAGCUGAAGGAGGUCCUGCAGGAGAGGAACCAGCUGAAGGCUCAGCUCAUGGUGGCCCAGGAGGAGCUGCAGCUGUACAAGAGUGGGAUUCUGCCUCAACCUGAACCAGCCAUGGUUGACGUGGACCUGGAAACAGCAGCAGCCACGCAGGACACUUCCUCCACAAUAAACGAGAAGACAACUAUAGGAAAACUGUUUUCCUUCAGGAGGAAAUGAGAGGAAUCUUUCACCAGAGCUCACCAUUUCAGAGGCAAAUGGGAUUUAUCUGCACAAUUUCCAACCACUUUUGUAAUAAUUAUUGUUUACACACAUGUCUAACAAUAUUUUGUACUGUGGAUUUUAACCUAAGAUGGUUUUUAGUAUUACAGUGCUGCAAAAGCUGAACCAUGAAUGUUUUUUAGGUAACUUGGAAGGUAAAUGUAAAGUAUUAUGUUUUAGUUAUUCCCUUUGUCAGCAUUUUUACUCAUCUAAAUUGUCUUGAAAUGACAUAAACAUCGACAUUAUGCACAGAUCUCAGUAAAUAACAUAUGACCCUGUCUAGCCAAUAUUAUCAAAACAAUGCAGAUUAAAUGUCUUUUUUUAUGCUGGA
Messenger RNA from Fundulus heteroclitus (mummichog), 1299 nucleotides. RefSeq names its product Rab interacting lysosomal protein-like 2 (gene rilpl2). Bases 339 to 926 code for a protein of 195 amino acids. The record is from RefSeq and is a predicted model, not a curated record. The transcript is spliced from 4 exons. Lineage: Eukaryota; Metazoa; Chordata; Actinopteri; Cyprinodontiformes; Fundulidae. Gene Ontology annotation, molecular function: protein dimerization activity.